Messenger RNA from Gastrolobium bilobum, 831 nucleotides. RefSeq names its product transcription factor RAX3-like. The record is from RefSeq and is a predicted model, not a curated record. Bases 1 to 831 code for a protein of 276 amino acids. Lineage: Eukaryota; Viridiplantae; Streptophyta; Magnoliopsida; Fabales; Fabaceae. The transcript is spliced from 4 exons.
AUGGGGAGAGCACCUUGCUGUGACAAAGCCAACGUCAAGAAAGGACCAUGGUCGCCUGAAGAAGAUGCAAAACUCAAGUCUUAUAUCGAGCAGCAUGGUACAGGUGGCAACUGGAUAGCCUUGCCCCAGAAGAUAGGCCUCAAGAGAUGUGGGAAAAGCUGUCGUCUUAGAUGGCUGAAUUAUCUUCGCCCAAACAUUAGACAUGGGGGUUUCUCAGAAGAAGAAGACAACAUUAUCUGCAGCCUCUAUGUUAGUAUUGGAAGCAGGUGGUCUAUUAUAGCAGCGCAAUUACCAGGGCGUACGGAUAAUGAUAUAAAGAACUAUUGGAACACAAGGCUGAAGAAGAAGCUUCUUGGCAAGCAAAGGAAAGAGCAACAAGCUCAAGCUCGCCGAGUCAGCAACCUAAAGCAAGAUCAGAUGAUAAGAGAAACCACCGAGAAUUUGAUGGUGGGUUCUGGAGUUAUGAGUCAUGCUCCCUAUUGGCCUGCAGAGUAUUCUGUUCACAUGCCAGUGGCAAAUGCUUCCAUUCAAGACUAUGAUCUCAACAAUCAAACAUCCAUCAGAAGCUUAAUGAAUAUGAUAAACCAAGUGGCCAUACUGAGUAAUGCAAACAAUAGUGGCAGUACUUGUCAGCCAUCAAAUAUAUUUCAAGGGUUUUUUGAAAACUUACCAAAUGAUUUGAGUGAGCUGGUCUAUGUGAACCCGCAACAAAUAGAGGGUUUUUAUGGAAUGGAAUCCAUGGACAUGAGCAAUGGUAGCACCAUCACAACUUCAACAGAAAGCACUAGUUGGGGUGAUAUGAACUUUGGUUUACUCACCUUUGGUUUCUGA